Oldenlandia corymbosa var. corymbosa is the source of this 1219-nucleotide messenger RNA. The record is from the annotation of a GenBank genome assembly. Lineage: Eukaryota; Viridiplantae; Streptophyta; Magnoliopsida; Gentianales; Rubiaceae.
UCAAAUUCUCUUAAACCUCCAAACACUUGUCGUAAAUAGAUAUUUAAAACGAUGAUUUACUACAAUUUAGACUCAUAUUUUAUUCUGGAAUAUCCAUUUUCAUCUGUCAUUAGGUUUGUUAUUUUCUCAUAUUAAAAGAAGAUAGUGUCCACACAAUUUUACGAUAUUUCAUUUUGUUACAACCACAUAACAAGAAAAGGGUCUGCAGAAAACGGAAGAAGGAUUUGACAAAGACAAGCAUAUAUAGUAUAUACUUUCCAAUUAUGUUACAAAUAAGUGCACAAGUUGUGUAAAUGUACACUUCAGUAGCUUCAAAAGCAAUGGAGAAAUAUUCAACUUCAAUUCAGGAGGCAGAGAAUAACAUAAGAAGAGAAGAAAAGGGUCGGCUGAAUUCGUGUUGGGGACGCCUGAAGCUGAUGAUUCCAUGGACAAGAAGUAAAAAAAGUCGUCGAAAUCAUCAUCAUCAUCAUCGGAACAGCUUAAUGCAUGGUGCAGGAAACAUGAUGAUGAUUUCAGGUUGUGAUUGUGUAUCAGUUAGUGAAACCUGCUGCAUAGGGCACAAGCCACCAGCUAUUAGUUUCAGGUAUAGCCCUUCAAGUUAUGCUCAGAAUUUCGACGAAUGGGUUGCAGAUAUUGAUGAUGAACAAUCCAUACUUGUUGAUUUUUCAUCUCGAUAUGCAGCACCACAUUCAUCAUCUACCAAAUAGCUAGCCUUUUUAUUACAGGUUCCUAAUUAGAUUGCAAUGAACAGGCACUACAAAUACCACUGUGCCUCCUUUUGAAGUAAAUAACGUUUCUUGAUUUUCAUUAUUUUUACUCAAGCAUUGUAUAUUUGUAUUAUCCUUUUGUUAUAACUCCGAAGCAGAAAAAUCAACUGCGCGCGCAAGGCCUUCAAAUUUUGUGCAGACAAGAAAGAUUGUUUUUUUUUAAUGGUACUGUAGUUUUCAUUUGGAUGACAGAUCAUAUGAUAUGAUAGUGUAGGUUCAAAACUCAGGAUUUGGAACCAAAAUCCCUCAAUUUUGCGCUAUAUUGCUUCAAAGUUCUAUCUUUCGUGCUCAUUUGAAGCCUUGAAGGCAUACUAACCAUCGCUCGGUAAAUUUGGAUACUAACCACCUAAAUCAGGACUCUGCAUAUUCAGGGUUCAAUAAAGCGCAACCGACAAGAAAUGUGUUAGAACUUGCUCAACUGAGAAUUUUUUUUUGCAUUGCCAGAAAACCAC